GUGCCGCUGCUCGUGUGCCCUCCCAAUAGUCUGCUGCUCGUCGCUCUCUCUUUCGUGCUUGACAAGAUGGAUCCGCCUUCUCCUUCUGGUGCUCUCGUCGCGUUGGGCCCGGUAGAUCCGGAAUGGCAGCCGAUUCUGCACGUCUCGAACCAAGUGGUCCUCUACAACCCGACCUCCCACGCCAUCUCGAUACAAACGCACUCCAGGCCCUCUUCGCGUUCCUUGACACAUGCUGGGCGCUGUCCGUACUGUCACCGUGCGCUAGCUGGCGAGGUCGGACACGAUGAGGAUGACGCUUUCGAAACCGAGGUGGAGGACAUCGAACGGAACUCGAACCGUGCCCCCAACUACUUCCACCUGCUUGAGGUGGCGAACGAGUCGUCGAGGCCUGCCAGCCCAGAAAGCAUUGCGGGUCCUUCUGCGUCGGAUGCGUCUGCGGGUCCUAGUGCAUUCCGUGCGGACAAUAUGGCAGAGGGCUAUUUCAAGGCGUUCUUCCAGGAGGUGUGCAGGCUCGGUAUGGGGGCCAAUGGCAGUGUAUACCUAUGUCAGCAUAUGCUUGACGGGAAUUCUCUCGGCUACUUCGCUGUGAAGAAAGUCGCUGUAGGGCAGUCCCAUACCUACCUUCUUAACACUCUACGCGAGGUCCGCUUGCUAGAGAAGCUGCAACAUCCUAAUAUUAUCACAUAUCACCAUGCUUGGCUGGAGUCUUCCCAGUUCUCCUCGUUCGGACCCAGGAUACCCACGCUGCACAUUCUUAUGCAAUGGGCUGAAGGCGGGAGUCUUGACGACUUCAUUGACGUACGGCUCGGCCGGCGGGCUCCUAACCUCCCUCUGCAUCCAUCUGGGCCCUCUUCAAACGACAGCCAGUCGUCGCCUUCCCCUUCAACAGUACCAAGCCCGCCGGAACACAUGUACUCGCGUAGCGCUCGAAUACGUGCCUUCCGUGCGCUGCAGCGGGCACCUCCCGAAGAACGCGAACGCUUGCGCCGGGAGAUGGGGCUGAACGGCAACGGUGCACAAGCACAGGGCGCUGCAAAGACACCCGCAGACUACAAGGCAGUGCAUCUUCUAAGUGCCGAGGAAGUCCAGGGUUUGUUCUCUGACGUGGUCUCUGGGCUAGCUUUCCUUCACGAGAAGUCGAUAUUGCAUCUCGAUUUGAAGCCCGGGAAUGUGCUUUUGACAUGGGACGAAGGGCGGUUGAUACCGAGAGCAAUGCUGUCCGACUUCGGGACGUCACAGGAUAUGUUGAAUGCGCGGACACGCUCAGGCAAUACCGGCACACUUGAAUAUGCCGCGCCAGAGUCACUACCUUCACCCACUACCGGUAAACUCCUCCAGGUUGACUCUAAAGCGGACAUGUGGUCCCUCGGCAUGAUCCUGCACAAGCUGCUCUUCUUCCGUCUCCCCUACCACUAUUCCUCCGACAGCGAAAACCCCAGCAGGCCCACGGAUGGAAAGGACUUCGCUGACAGACUUGAGGAUGAGAUUUUGCGCUAUCGUGGAUUCAAAUCCACAUCGGGGCUGGUAACCACCUUCGAGUCUCGCAGACUUCCGCGUGCAUAUCUUUACCUGCUGGAGAACCUGCUGCACGUGAAGCCGGGGACGAGGCCGUCGUCGGAGCGCGUGCUCGGUGCUAUCAAGGAGGGUGGGCUCAAGCCCGUCAAUCUGGCACGGCGUGCCGAGGCGGGGACCUCGACCAUGGCACUUGCACGUCCGCACCAUCGUAUCAGUCCGGAGAGGAUGCACAACGGCUAUCCGACCACAAUACAAGAACAGAGCGACUCGAACGUGGAAGAGAUCGACGAAGAGGAUGAGGUCUCCAGUGAAGACGAGAAGACACCGCUCCUCGGGCUUCCCGAGCCCGAGCCUAUACAACCCCCGACACCAGAAGGCUGGUCGCACACCCUACGGCUCUGGGGCUGGCGCGUACCCGCACGCCUCCCGCGGGUCAUCUGGGUGCGCACGCUGAAGUCCUCGAUUCUCGUCGGCAAGGUGCUGUCCCUUUCGCGCGUGUGCCCCGGAACCACGCCGCAACCCGUCCUUACCGGCGCAGCGCUCGCACUCGCGGUGAUGGACACCUGGUUCGACGGUCUUGGGGCGACACUUUUGCUGGGGGCCGGCCAUGUCGCGCUGCUGUCGUUGGCGUGCUGGACGGGCGAGUGCUGCGAGUGAGGGUUUCUGGCCGUUGUUACCCGGUGCUAGCCGGGACCACAAAGGUAUCUGCUUACGACGGGUGGAGGACAUGGACCUGUUCAGUUUCUACUGUCAUUGCUAGCUUCGGGACCUCGUGUGAUAUUCUGGGUAUCUCUACCAUGUAUUAAUGCAACACGUCUACGCUAGGUUACGGUAUGUGUAUGCUACUAU
Molecule: messenger RNA, 2364 nt
Organism: Trametes versicolor FP-101664 SS1
Lineage: Eukaryota; Fungi; Basidiomycota; Agaricomycetes; Polyporales; Polyporaceae
Product: kinase-like protein
Exons: 10
Coding region: 67-2172 (701 amino acids)
Biological process (GO): protein phosphorylation
Molecular function (GO): ATP binding; protein kinase activity
Source: RefSeq, a predicted model, not a curated record